Messenger RNA from Penicillium vulpinum, 351 nucleotides. RefSeq lists its product as uncharacterized. The record is from RefSeq and is a predicted model, not a curated record. The transcript has a single exon. Bases 1 to 351 code for a protein of 116 amino acids. NCBI's taxonomy places the organism in Eukaryota, Fungi, Ascomycota, Eurotiomycetes, Eurotiales, Aspergillaceae.
AUGGUUUACGACACUCCUAUAGACUACGCAGGUCUAGCACACCGGGAGCGCGACCAACUUAUCGCCGAGGGCGCCGAUCCUGAUUCCGUCAUCCUCCAAAGCGAAUUGCACAAUCAUAUCAUACGACGAGAAGGCGAGGCCCUUGAUGACUAUAUGAAGCGCUACUCUGAGACUAUGAUCACCAUGAUUAGUCGUGGCGUUCAUAUUCUCAACGAUCUGUCUACUGCUGAUGUGGUGGCAUCCGGGUUCGGAACCGAAGACGGAAGGUUUUUCGAUUUGGGCCCAGGAUCAGGCGCGACGAAGGGGAGUUUCGUGAAUUUAGCCAGUGGUUCUCAGAGAUAUCGGAAAUAG